Molecule: messenger RNA, 852 nt
Organism: Prionailurus viverrinus (fishing cat)
Lineage: Eukaryota; Metazoa; Chordata; Mammalia; Carnivora; Felidae
Product: chromobox protein homolog 3-like
Exons: 3
Coding region: 1-852 (283 amino acids)
Biological process (GO): chromatin organization; negative regulation of transcription by RNA polymerase II
Cellular component (GO): pericentric heterochromatin; nucleus
Molecular function (GO): chromatin binding
Source: RefSeq, a predicted model, not a curated record
AUGGCGGUUUGUGGGUUGUGCCACUGCUCGUAUCAGGGACAGACGCUGCUUCAGAGCGCUGGGAGGAUUGGAGCAGCGGAAGUGCUUAGUAAAAAAUACGGUUCCUCGCAGCCGCCCGGAGCGGGCGGUGCCACCCCCUCCCCCGCCAGCGACUGCCCGGCCCUCCCCCUCGGAUGUGGCUGGGGCUUGAGGAGUCAGGGCUGGGGACGCCGCAGACCCGGGACCCGGAGUAGCUCGGAGGCGGUGAAUAAUAGCCCUUCAAGUCUGAAAAAAAAAAAAAAAAAAAAAAAGGCCUCCAGUAAAACCACAAUGCAAAAAAAGGGAAUGAAACAGAAGGGAAAGAGUAAAAAAGUAGAAGAGGCAGAGCCUGAAGAAUCUGUGGUGGAAAAAGUACUAGACAGACCUGUAAUGAAUGGGAAGGCGGGGCAUUUCCUGCAGUGGAAGGGAUUUACAGAUACUGACAAUACUUGGGAACCUGAAGAAAAUUUAGAUUGUCCAGAGUUACUUGAAGCAUUUCUUUUUUCAUUUCUUAAUUCCCGAAAAGCUGGUAAAGAAAAAGAUGGCACAAAAAGAAAAUCUUUAUCUGACAGUGAAUCUGAUGAUAGCAAGUCAAAGAAGAAAAGAGAUGGUGCUGAGAAACCCAGAGCCUUUACCAGAGGUCUUGAUCCUGAACGAAUAAUUGGUGCCACAGACAGCAGUGCAGAAUUAAUGUUCCUCAUGAAACAGAAAGAUUUAGAUGACGUCCACUCGGUGCUGGCAAAAGAGGCAAAUAUGAAGUGUCCUCAAAUUGUAAUUGCUUUUUAUGAAGAGAAACUAACUUGGCAUUCUUAUCCAGAAGAUGAAGCUCGGUAA